Bipolaris oryzae ATCC 44560 is the source of this 384-nucleotide messenger RNA. RefSeq lists its product as uncharacterized. Bases 1 to 384 code for a protein of 127 amino acids. The record is from RefSeq and is a predicted model, not a curated record. The transcript is spliced from 2 exons. NCBI's taxonomy places the organism in Eukaryota, Fungi, Ascomycota, Dothideomycetes, Pleosporales, Pleosporaceae.
AUGCACUUCACAAGCAUUCUAAUCAGCCUACUUUCUACCCUGCCUAGCACCCUAUCAGCGCCUGCAUCCUCUAUAGCUCACAAUGAUGGCCCACAAAUGUGCGGCUACGUCCUCACAGUCCGAAACAGCAGUGCCUACGCCGGCAUCUCAGCAUACACGUCUUGUACACCAAUAUACUACAACCAAUCCAUCCCCGGAUACCAAGCUGCGUUCGCUUACAGCAUAUUUGGUGGGUGCCGAUGCACAUUUCACGGGAGCGAACAGGAUUGUGUAGGUGGACAGAAUACGCCAAUAUACGAAGGGCCUAUUGGGAAAGUUGGCAAGGAACCCCAUUUCGGCGAGCCGAAGCCCAAGUGGUACAAUUGUGAGACGUUGGCCUUGUAG